Messenger RNA from Pangasianodon hypophthalmus (striped catfish), 1315 nucleotides. It is a transcript of the gene gtf3c6, whose product is annotated as general transcription factor IIIC, polypeptide 6, alpha. The record is from RefSeq and is a predicted model, not a curated record. Gene Ontology annotation, biological process: transcription by RNA polymerase III. The coding region runs from base 118 to 660 and encodes 180 amino acids. Lineage: Eukaryota; Metazoa; Chordata; Actinopteri; Siluriformes; Pangasiidae. The transcript has a single exon. Gene Ontology annotation, cellular component: transcription factor TFIIIC complex.
GUCAGAAUAUAGGUGGGGAAGAAAACACGCGUUAGCACACUUUACAGGACCCGCUAAGAGAGAAGGGGGGAAUUCAGCAGGAGUAUGGCAUGUAGAGUUACUGGGUGAAAGUGAGGGAUGGAGGACGAGUGGGAGGAAGAGGAGCAGCUGGUUGUGGCCGAGCUCUCCGGAGUGAUCGACUCGGAUGUGUUGUGUAAGCGCGGCGGUGUGUGUAAGAUGGUGGGCAUGAGCAGUGAGCAGCCCAUGCUGCAGGUGGGCCGCUAUGUGUUCGCCGGGGAAUACGAGGACGCCCUGGGCACAUGCGUCAUCUUUGAAGAGCAGGCAAAUGAUCGGCCAAAAUCCAGCUCGAGCCCUGUGCUCAGAUACAAGUGCCACACCAUGAAGAAGCUGAUGCUCCAGAGGACCUUCCUGUCCGAGAGGAAGGAUGGAGAGGCGAGCUCCGGAGGCAUCGAGGUCCUGUCUCUGAACGAGGGAGAGGUGUGUGGCAGAUCCAGCACGGUGUGUCACUACGGCCUGGACCCCAAAGAGCUUCAGAGACUCAAUGCUGGAGAAGACAUCAGUGAUGAGUCGGACACUGAGAAAGCAGAGACACAGCAGAGUCCUGUGAAGGAGACAGCAGACAGUGUGUUGGAAGAGACAAGAGAAAACCUCACACACUAACUCCAUCUGCACCUCAGGGGGACAGGGGACCAAAUCUCACUGCAGUGUUUACAGGACACAUUAGAGUUAAUACACAAGAUCAGACAGGAAGCAAUUCUGAAUAUUUUUAUACUAAAUUUUGAUGCAUAAUAUACAAGUUCAAGUAUAUUAAUCACUCACCAUCAUGUCUUGUGCUGCAUGACAUAUUGUUUCAUGAUCUUUAUUCCAAUACUGAUCUUGGUGAUUGUAUUGAUACUGCUGAAGUCUGGAAUGUGCAAAUAACAAGUAUAGCAAACAUCAUUUAUUAUUGACUAAAGCCUUACAGAGAGUUUCCAGAUGAGUUUCCUGUAGGUGUUUUAAUAAAUUCAGGGGUAUUAAUGUAAUAUGUGAGUCACAACACUGCAAAACUUUACCGUCAACUUUACAGUAGGUUACUGGUAAUUGUAGUUCAUUACUAGACAUAAUUCCAGUAGAAGAGAGAACGUAAGCCUAGGCCGUCCACCGAUAAUUUUAAAAUUCUCAGAAUAGCAAUGACGAAAAUGAAUCUUCUGUGCACAAUCACAACAUGAAUAUUUUUUUUGUUCCUUUUUAAUUUACCACUGCAGAUUGAAAGGCACAGCUAUCAAAGUGUCCCUGUACUGUACUGUCCUUUGACAUUAAAAGUUAACAUGAUUAA